Pseudonaja textilis is the source of this 1614-nucleotide messenger RNA. Lineage: Eukaryota; Metazoa; Chordata; Lepidosauria; Squamata; Elapidae. The record is from RefSeq and is a predicted model, not a curated record.
AGUUUGUUGGCGAACUAGUCGGAAGGCGCUAAGGGAGGACAGCUGAAGGCUAUUGGGGGAGCGGGGGGCUUCUUUUUUGCCUGUCUUCCCUGCAACUUCCAAAGUUAAGGCCUCCUCCCGGCCCCGUAUGAGGGCGGCGGUGGGGAUUGAACCUGCCCUCUCGGCGCGCGGGGGACUUGGCAGCGCCUGCCCGAUGGCGAGGAGCCGGUGCUAAGGCGGGGGUCUUCACGGGAGCGGACAUCCAGGGGAGCGGAUCCGGGGUGGCGGGCGGCCGCGGAAGGCCGGCGGCGAUGAGUUUGGUAGGUGGCUUCCCCCACCAUUCGGUGGUCCACCAUGACGGCUACCCCUUCGCCGCUGCAGCCGCUGCCGCCGCCGCAGCCGCCGCCAGCCGCUGCAGCCAUGAGGAGAACCCCUACUUCCACGGCUGGUUGAUCAGCAGCCACCCUUCGGAGAUGUCCCCGCCCGACUACAGCAUGGCGCUCUCGUACAGCCCCGAGUACGCCAACGGAGCGCCAGGCCUGGAGCAUCCCCACCAUUACGUGGGCGGCGUGGCUCCCCCUGGUAGCGGCGGCGGGCCGCCGGGCUUGGGGGGCGGCCCGCGACCGGUCAAACGGCGCGGCACGGCCAACCGCAAGGAGCGGCGCAGGACUCAGAGCAUCAACAGCGCCUUCGCCGAGCUGCGCGAGUGCAUCCCCAACGUCCCGGCCGACACCAAGCUCUCCAAGAUCAAGACGCUGCGUUUGGCCACCAGCUACAUCGCCUACCUCAUGGACCUCCUGGCCAAGGACGACGCCAAUGGCGAGGCCGAGGCCUUCAAGGCGGAGAUCAAGAAGACCGACCUCAAGGAGGACAAGAGGAAGAAGGAGCUGGUCAGUAACGAGAUCUUGAAAAGCACAGUGAGCAGCAGCGACAAGAAAACCAAGGGAAGGACUGGCUGGCCCCAGCACGUUUGGGCUCUGGAGCUCAAGCAGUGAAGGCGAGAGAGCGUGAAGAGUGGAGAACCCGGUCCUUCCGGGACUUUGGACCUUCCAAGGGAGGUUGCUGAGCUGAGGACUUUUCCUUCUUGGUUUGGAAUCGUAUGGUUUAUUUAUGUGCAAUUUCCCUCCCCUAGUCUUUCUCCUUUCAAAAAAAAAAAAUGUGGAUCCUGGAAGAAAAGCAUUCCAUAGUUCAGUGAAAUAAAUGAAGAGGAAAACUCCGGUGUGGUAAGGAGAAACACAAUCUCCAAAGGGUGUUGUUUCCCCCCCUCCAUUGUGAUGAAUGUUAUGUUGCUUUGUUUGUAUAGAACCCAGAGGGCAAAAGGAAAUCAAAAUCAAAAAUGAAGGCAUUAGUGUGUAAUAUGAAGUGUAUACCUUUAAUUCCUGCUGUUUUGAAUGAUUGUGGAUGAUAACUGUAAGCCAGUUGUUUCCCCCCCAUCUUCCCCCCCCUCCCAGGAUUCGAGGUAGGACUUGGGGUUGUCAGAGUUCCCCCUCCCUUGUCCACAGUGAGGAAAAUAGUGUCUAAAUUCUUUGUUAAUCUGCACUUCAGUUCUAAAGGAAGCAAAGCAAAAAUUAAAACUAAAAUUAAGCAAACUACAAUCGGUACUGUUGAAUACUUCAUAUUGAAAGGCCCAAAUGU